AUUUUAGCGCCCCCCUUUUUUGGCGCAAAGCUUUUGCAGCAAUCAAGCUUCCACUUAAAAGAAAAGGAGAGAAACUAUGAGAGGGAUUGAUUUUUAUUGUUAGGGCAUGUGUUAGUUUUUGUUUUCGUCUUUGCGUCCUAUUUAACCCCAUCUCUUCUCUGUGUUUCCAUUCCACAUGCCUUACUUUUUCCUUUCCUUCGUUUCUUUUCCAUUCCUCGGGAUCUGAUCUCUCUCUCUCGACAGGUACUAGACAGGUCUUGAUGAGGGUACAAUAUAUAGUUGGAGUUCAGUCCAAUUCCCGAGGAAAGUGAUCAUCGCUUUAUUCUAUCCUGUCUUUCUUGUUUGUUGUAUUCUCGUUCCUCUCUUUCUGUGUUUUUCUUCUUCUUUUUUGUCUGGUUCAGUGGGGGCAUUUUAAAAGUCUUUUGGCUUUAAGCUGAUAAGUGGAUACGUGGUUGGGUUCAACCAGAUCGGAAGAGAAGUCAUAGAUUGGAGAAGGAGUGCAGUGGAAGACUAUCAAGUGCAGGUUUGAAGUUCUUGGGUGAAUAUGAAUACCUUUUCACAUGUUCCCCCAGGCUUUAGAUUCCAUCCGACAGAUGAAGAACUUGUUGAUUAUUACCUAAGAAAAAAGAUUGCUUCUAAAAGGAUUGAUCUAGAUGUCAUCAAGGAUGUUGAUCUUUACAAAAUUGAACCGUGGGAUCUUCAAGAAUUGUGUAAAAUAGGAACUGAAGAGCAGAAUGAAUGGUAUUUCUUUAGCCAUAAAGAUAAGAAGUAUCCAACUGGAACUCGCACUAAUAGAGCUACAAAAGCAGGAUUCUGGAAAGCUACCGGAAGAGACAAGGCUAUUUACUCUAGGCAUACCCUUAUUGGCAUGAGAAAGACUUUAGUUUUUUAUAAAGGACGAGCCCCUAAUGGACUAAAGUCAGAUUGGAUUAUGCAUGAGUAUCGUCUGGAAACAAAUGAAAAUGGAACUCCCCAGCAGGAAGAAGGAUGGGUUGUAUGCAGAGUGUUCAAGAAGCGACUGACAGCAGUGAGGAAAGUUGGGGAGUAUGAGUCAGCAUGCUGGUAUGAUGAUCAGCAAGUGACGUCGUUCAUGCCGGAACUACUUGACUCCCCGGAGCCUUUUACAUCGUACCACCACCACCACUAUCACUGCAAGCAAGAGCCUGAGUUUCAUCAUCCUAAUAAUUUCCUCCAACUCCCUCAAUUGGAAAGCCCCAAAAUUCCUCAAUCAGUCCUCCCAUAUGGAAGCGCUUUGCAGUCCUCAACCCUUACUCAAGAAGAACACAUGAACUCGUUUUACAGCAACAACGAGCAAGCGGUGGAUCAAGUCACUGAUUGGCGAGUCCUUGACAAAUUCGUUGCAUCUCAGCUCAGCCAUGGUGAUGAUCAAGAUGCCUCCAAGGCCAUUACUGAAGCUGUUUUUAAUGUGGCGGAACACAUUAAUAUGUUAUCCAAUGACUCCAAAAGGCCAGACAUUACCGAGGAAUUCGCCUCAACAUCCAAAAUAUACUAUGAUAAUUAGAAGAUAUAUGCAUACUAAUCGUCCGCGCGAUUUAAAAGGAUCGAUCCAGGUUUCUGUACAUAAUAAAACGAAAAUGGUAUUUGAUUUAGCUGUUGGAUAUACCUACGAAAAAUAAACUAGUAUACAUUAUAUAUGUGAACUCAUGUACGUGUUGGAACUAACUCGAUCGGGAUCAAUGUUGAAUAUUAAUUGUAAUUUGCUUUUGAAAUGUUUUAUCAUGCAUGUAACCCUUGGUCUAAUUACAUAUGUUCUACUUCUGUACAUGAAGUGAAGAAACAACAUUACUAAACAAGGCUAGGAUUUCUUGUGCUGGUGUAUGUUGGCCAAUGAGGACUACGUACUAUUUCAUGUCAGAGAUGAAAUGAGCAACUAUA
Molecule: messenger RNA, 1896 nt
Organism: Alnus glutinosa
Lineage: Eukaryota; Viridiplantae; Streptophyta; Magnoliopsida; Fagales; Betulaceae
Product: NAC domain-containing protein 7-like
Exons: 4
Coding region: 545-1522 (325 amino acids)
Biological process (GO): regulation of DNA-templated transcription
Molecular function (GO): DNA binding
Source: RefSeq, a predicted model, not a curated record